Phycomyces blakesleeanus NRRL 1555(-) is the source of this 643-nucleotide messenger RNA. RefSeq lists its product as hypothetical. The transcript is spliced from 2 exons. The record is from RefSeq and is a predicted model, not a curated record. Bases 1 to 477 code for a protein of 158 amino acids. Lineage: Eukaryota; Fungi; Mucoromycota; Mucoromycetes; Mucorales; Phycomycetaceae.
AUGCUAAUGUUUGGAAACGACUCUAGAAUGAAGCGCUUAUUAGCCAGUAGACAUAGAUGCAGAGAGUCAUUAAAUAUCAUACUUCCGAAAGCAUCUAGCUUUACCUGUUGGUUCUCGUCAGAACAUGAAAGUCCCAGGCAAACAGAUCACAGCUCACAAAAAGAACAACCUAUUCCAUGGCAAAAACCGGUUUUAACUUCUCCCAUAGCAGUCGAUCUGUGUGAAAAAUCCUUAGAAGCAGAGUACCAAAUAACUUCCAUCCCAGAAAGACACACAAGUCGGUUUUAUCACCAGAAUCCUGAUGUUCAAGCCCAAUUGGAGCGCGUUUCUCAAAGCGAACAAAUGGCCUUACUCUCCAAACAUCUUCGAAAACAAAAACUACAAGGCAUCACAGCCACAUCUUCUGUACAGUCCAUUGAUAUUGAUAUUGAUACCUCAAGUACUCCAUCAAAAAUCGAUUCUAAUGCAACAGUUUGACCAAUAUAUAUAUAUUGGCAAUGAAAUCUGUAUAACUUCUUGUUCAGAUUAUAUGUACAAUUAUUUUUUCCUUUAUUUAUUUAUUUAUUAAUCUGUUUCAUUUAUUUUUGUGAAUUUCUUUCAAUAACACAACAAUGCAACCCCCUCCCCUCUUUCUUUUCUUUCC